Scleropages formosus (Asian bonytongue) is the source of this 3564-nucleotide messenger RNA. It is a transcript of the gene cilp, whose product is annotated as cartilage intermediate layer protein, nucleotide pyrophosphohydrolase. Lineage: Eukaryota; Metazoa; Chordata; Actinopteri; Osteoglossiformes; Osteoglossidae. Bases 1 to 3453 code for a protein of 1150 amino acids. The transcript has 7 exons. The record is from RefSeq and is a predicted model, not a curated record.
AUGACUAUACUUACGGUUCCAGUUCCCCAGCGGGUGGAGGUCAUCAGCCAAGACGACUCUGAGUGGAGCACAUGGUUCAAUGUGGAUCACCCAGGGGGUCGUGGGGACUACGAGCAGCUGGAUGCCAUACGUUUCUACUACCGUGACCGUGUGUGUGAGCAGCCCUGGGCCUUGGAGGCACGUACCACCGACUGGAUCCCAGCACACAGCACUGGAGAGAAGGUCCAUUCUGACCCAGCACUGGGCUUCUGGUGUAACAAUGCUGAGCAGCCAGCUGGGAGGAACUGCUCCAACUACGCUGUGCGCUUCCUGUGCCCCAAAGGACACCCUGUAUCUGCAGUCCAGGCUUCAUGGGGUCCCUGGUCUGACUGGAGCCAUUGUCCUGCCCAGUGUGGCCAGGUGGCGGUACAGGUGCGCUCCAGGAGCUGUAAUUCCCACUCCCACCACUGGGAGCAGCAGUGCAGCGGUCUGACUGUGGAAGGCAGAGUAUGCAAGGGGCCAGAAUGCCCAGUGUGCACCCUUAAGUGUGGUAUGGGGCAGGUGAAUGCAGAGUGUGAAGCCUGCAUGUGUGAGGACCACCUUCUGCUGGGUUCCAUUCGCAGAGCUGGGGGGCUCCCUGCCCCCGGGGCUGCCAUCCUUCGGGAUGGCCCUGCCCCUCGACUGCUCACGCUUUCAGACCACAACGGCCACUUCCGCAUCCCGGGCAUCUGCCCCGACGGUAACACCACACUGGUGGUCCGGCUGCAGAAGCACGUACCUCUCUCCUUCGUCGUGCCUCAUACCAUGGCGCACACCUCUGUUUUCCACCUCAAACUAGACAGAGCAGAGAGGCUCCAAGUGGUGAAGAGUCCAGAGAAUAAGGUUCGACGACUGGGCCAGACGGCUGCUUUCUGCUGCAAGGUGUCUGGAUCACCGGAGCCUGAGCAUUACCAAUGGUUCCACAACGGCACUCUGCUGGACCAGAAGCAGCUGAAGUAUGACAGCACGCUAGUGCUGAGGAACCUGCGCAUGGAGCAGGCCGGGGUGUACUACUGCAAGGCCAGCAAUGAGGGUGGUGCCAUCAAGUCCAAGCCAGCCAUGCUCACAGUCAUAGGUGCUGAAACACCUUCCUGCAACCCUAAGCCUAAAUCCUAUCUGAUCCGCCUUCCACAUGACUGCUACCAGAACACAACCAAUUCAUUCUACUAUGAUGUGGGAAAAUGCUCUACGGCAGCAUGUGUGGGCCAACUGGACAGUGGCAUUCGAUGCCAAGACUCUGUGCAAUUCUGCUGUGGGGUGGCAAAGUUGGAAGAGAAGCAGAUAUCUUGCCAAGGUUAUAAGCUUCCCAUCAUGGUGACCAUGCAGUGCGGCUGCCAAAAGUGUGUAGACAUGAAGGCCCUUGUGCGUGGACGGGCUGUGGCUGCAGACAAUGGGGAGCCUAUGAGAUUUGGGCACAUCUUCAUGAACGGCAUCAGAGUGAGUCGCACAGGCUACAAGGGGACCUUCUACAUCCAGGUUCCCUCCAACACAGAGAGGCUGGUUCUCACCUUUGUGGACCACAUGCAGAAAUUCAUGAACACCACUAAGGUGCUACCAUUCAACCAUAAAGGCGGAGCCAUUUACCAUGUGGUAAAGCUGCUGAGGAAGAAGGAACCGGUGACUCUGCGCUCGACAGAGACCAACAUGCUCUCGCUGGGAGAGGUAGAGUCUCAGGACCCUGUUGCUCAUAUCCAAAUCCCACCUGGUUCCUUCUAUCGUGAGAAUGGAGAGGUGUUCAUGGGCAACGUGAAAGCCAGUGUCACUUUCCUGGAUUCUAGAGAUCUUUCCACGGCAGCUGCUGCACCAAGUGACCUAAACUUCAUCGGUGAGGAAGGGGACAUGCUUCCUCUGAGGACCUAUGGGAUGUUCUCUUUGGAUUUCCACGAUGAUGACACAGGUGAACCUCUGAACGCAGGUGAGGUUAAAGUGCUCCUGGAUUCAACUCAGGUGAAGAUGCCUGAACACCUGAACACCAUGAAGCUGUGGUCCUUGAAUCCCAACACGGGCCUGUGGGAAGAAGAGGGGGACCUCCGCAUGGAGAAAAAGCAACGAGGCAAAAGAGAAGAGCGGACAUUCCUAAUUGGAAACAUGGAGAUCAGGGAAAGGAGGCUGUUUAACCUUGAUGUUCCAGAAAAUCGAAGGUGCUACAUGAAGGUCCGAACCUUUCGCAGUGAGCGGUUCACUCCCAGUGAGCAGGUGGAGGGCGUGGUGGUCACAUUGAUCAACAUGGAACCCUCAGCAGGCUAUUCAUCCAAUCCCCGUGCUUGGGGUCGCUUCGACAGUGUAAUUACUGGACCUAACGGUGCCUGCCUGCCUGCAUUCUGCGAUGAUCAGAAGGCAGAUGCAUACACUGCAUAUGUCAUGGCUAAUAUGGGUGGGGAGGAGCUUGAGGCAGUUGCAUCUUCUCCUAAAUUCAAUCCCAAUACUAUUGGAGUCCCUCAGCCCUACCUUGGCAAGCUCAGUUACAGACGGACAGAUCAUGAAGAUCCCAGAGCGAAGAAGACAGCCUUCAGUGUCAAUGUAGCCAAGCCAAAUCCGAAUGCAGCUGAAGAAGGCAAUGGCCCCAUUUAUGCCUUUGACAAUCUCAAAGAGUGUGAGGAGGCCCCUUUCAGUUCAGGACACUUCCGUUUCUCCAGGGUGGAGGGAGAUCGGUACGAUUACAACACUGUUCCUUUCAAUGAGGAUGACCCAAUGAGCUGGACGGAGGACUAUCUGAGCUGGUGGCCCAAACCCAUGGAGUACAGAGCCUGCUACAUUAAAGUCAAAAUUAAUGGCCCUCAUGAGAUCAACGUGCGUUCCCGUAACAUGGGUGGCACCCACCCUAAGACUGUUGGUCAGUUGUAUGGGAUCCGAGACACCCGCAGCAUUCGUGACAUGGACCAGCCCACCGUCUCAGCUGUGUGCCUGGAGUUCAAAUGCAGUGGGAUGCUCUAUGAUCAAGACCGUGUGGACCGCACCCUGGUGACAGUGGUGCCCCAAGGCAGCUGUAAACGUGAUGGUGUGGGCCCCAUGCUGCAGGAAUACCUGGUCAACCAUCUCCCCCUUGCAGUGAAUAACGACACCAGCGAAUUCACCAUGCUAGCACCACUGGACCCACUGGGUCACAACUAUGGCAUCUACACUGUGACUGACCAGGACCCCCGUACAGCAAAGGAGAUCGCACUGGGGCGUUGCUUUGAUGGCACAUCUGACGGCUCCUCCCGAGUCAUGAAAAGCAAUGAGGGCGUUGCGCUCACCUUCACCUGUGUUGACCGGGAGGUGACCCUACAGAGUACCUUUCAGGCUCUCCAGAAUGCUCAAGGACCGGUCCUGGUCAGCGGUGUCCGAGAAAGCAGGAGGAACCGAAGGCAGAGGGGAGGGUCCGUUGCGCUUCGUAGCAGCCGCAGGCGCAGCGCCAGGAACCCCAAGGCUACUCUUGGCAGGGUCAGUGGCUGAGCUCCAGGGAGCUGCAUAGUGAUUCCAAACCCCAUAGACAGGAAGUACCGUAGCAAAUGCCUUGAACUUUCUUACAGUGCACGGUAUGUAUUUUAAGGGUGGGAAAAAAUU